AUGGCUUCAUCAAGCUUCUCACCAGCUGCACCUCCAUUCUUCAAUGGAGAAGGAUAUCACAUUUGGGUGGUCAAGAUGAGGACCUACCUCCAGGCAUUCGAUCUAUGGGAAGUGGUUAACUCAGAUGCUGAACCAGCACCAUUGAGAGCCAAUCCAAUAGUGGCUCAGAUCAGGCAACAUGCUGAUGAAAGGACCGAGAGGCACAAAGCCAUGUCCUGUAUUCAGAACUGUGUAUCAGAUGUGAUCUUCACAAGGAUCAUGGCCUAUAAGACACCAAAGCAAGCAUGGGAUAGAUUGAAGGAGGAGUUUCAAGGAACUGAAAGAACAAGGCAACAGCAGCUCCUAAACUUGAAAAGAGACUUCGAGGAUUUAAAGAUAAAGGAAGAAGAAACUGUCAGGCAGUAUUCAAACAGAAUUAUGGCUAUGGUUAAUAGCAUAAGGCUCUUUGGAGAGCAGUUUAAUGAGGCAAGAAUAGUAGAGAAGAGAAAAGAAGAGCCAGCAUACAAGAGGAGCACUAGGACGGUGCCUUCCAAGCUAAAACAAAGCUUGACUCGAGUACCACUUCCUACAAAGGCAAGAAAGCUUGGAGAGACAGACCAAAGCCAUGUUGAGAGGGUUUGCAAAGAAAAAGGCAGACCAAGGCAGAACCAGCAGCAGCCAAGGGAUGAAGCUCGGGUAGCUAAAGAAGACAGUGACAAUGAGGAACAGGUCUUUGCUGUCUCUUGCUCAGCUGCUCAGGAGAAAAUUUCAAAUGGUUGGCUCCUAGAUAGUGGUUGCACCAACCAUAUGUCACCAAAUACAGCUAUUUUCAAGUUCUUAGAUAGAAGCUGUAAAACUAAAGUUAAAGUUGGCAAUGGCUACUUUAUCAAGGCAGAAGGAAAGGGAGAUGUGGUUGUUUGCACUCCAAUAGGUAACAAGAUUAUUUCAAAUGUUUUGUUGGUUCCUGAAAUUGACAGAAACUUGUUAAGUAUAGCUCAGUUACUUGAAAGAGGCUAUACUGUGGUGUUCAAAGAAAAUGAAUGUCAGAUUAGUGAUCCAAGUGGAUUUAUGCUCAUGUCAGUAGCAAUGUAA
This is a messenger RNA of Gossypium arboreum, 1071 nucleotides long. RefSeq lists its product as uncharacterized. The record is from RefSeq and is a predicted model, not a curated record. The coding region runs from base 1 to 1071 and encodes 356 amino acids. Lineage: Eukaryota; Viridiplantae; Streptophyta; Magnoliopsida; Malvales; Malvaceae. The transcript is spliced from 3 exons.